Molecule: messenger RNA, 1239 nt
Organism: Penicillium alfredii
Lineage: Eukaryota; Fungi; Ascomycota; Eurotiomycetes; Eurotiales; Aspergillaceae
Product: proteasome regulatory particle lid subunit RPN9
Exons: 2
Coding region: 1-1239 (412 amino acids)
Biological process (GO): ubiquitin-dependent protein catabolic process
Cellular component (GO): proteasome regulatory particle, lid subcomplex; cytosol; nucleus
Molecular function (GO): structural molecule activity
Source: RefSeq, a predicted model, not a curated record
AUGGAGUCCUCCAAGAUCCCCGAUUUCCUGGCCGAGCAGCAAGCACAAGGCUCCCCCGAGACGCAAACCUACUUCCUCACGUUCGAAGACUUCUGGGAGCGCAAGCUAUGGCACCAGCUGACCGAUGCACUGGUCGAGUUCUUCCGCCGGCCAGAGAGUGCCCCGCAGCGGCUAGCCAUUUUCAAGACGUUCGUGCUCAGCUUCGCUGACCGCAUCAAUCAGCUGAAGUUCGUGGCGCUGGGGUUGAUGGCAUCGACGGAAUGUGCAGGUGGGUUGGAAUUUACUCCUUUUGAGGGAAAAUAUUUGCGUUUUGAGUUUCUGUUCGAAUCGAUUACUGAUUUGUUUUCGUGGAUGGCCGCAGAUGACCAAGAACGACUGGCGUUCCUCACAUCCCUCGCGGACAAGGUCGAUAAGCCCGAUACUCAGGAUGCACAUGUCUACGCGCUCGCCGAUGUUGCCAACGUCAAGCUGCGACUACAGGAUCUGGACGGAGCACAGAAGGAUCUAGCGUCCUGCCAGCAGGUGUUGGACUCGUUCGACGCCGUCGAGACGGUUGUGCAUGCAUCUUUCUACAAAGUGAACGCAGACUACUACCACGCCAAGGAAGAAUUCGCCUCGUUCUACAAAAAUGCCCUGCUGUACCUAGCCUGCAUCGACCUGAAGGACCUGCCGGAAUCCGAGCGCGCCUCCCGCGCCUACAACCUCAGCGUGGCCGCACUAGUCUCCGACUCGAUCUACAACUUCGGCGAGCUCCUCCUGCACCCAAUUCUCGACACGCUGACGAACUCCCCACACAACUGGCUGCGCGAGCUCCUCUUCACCUUCAAUCGCGGCGACCUAGCCGCAUAUGACGUGCUGGCCGGCAACAUCAGCAAGAACAAGCUGCUCGAGGCCCACCGCGUGUUCCUGUACCAGAAGAUUUCGCUGGCCGCUCUGACCGAGAUGGUAUUCCGCCGACCGCCGCACGACCGCUCGCUCGCGUUCCAGGCUAUCGCGACCGAGACCAAGGUGCUGCCUGAUGAGAUCGAGCAUCUAGUUAUGAAAGCGCUGUCACUGGGUCUGCUGCGCGGCUCGAUCGAUCAGGUUGCACAGGUUGCGCAAAUCCAUUGGGUUCAGCCCAAGGUGCUGGAUUUGAAGCAGAUCGAUGGCAUGCGCAACCGGCUUAAGGAUUGGGAUGCGGGUGUUAAUCAGCUGGGGCACUGGAUUGAGGGCGUGGGCAAGGAUGUCUGGGCUGCAUAG